This is a messenger RNA of Theobroma cacao (cacao), 2037 nucleotides long. Its product is annotated as COBRA-like protein 4. Gene Ontology annotation, cellular component: plasma membrane. The record is from RefSeq and is a predicted model, not a curated record. Lineage: Eukaryota; Viridiplantae; Streptophyta; Magnoliopsida; Malvales; Malvaceae. Gene Ontology annotation, biological process: cellulose microfibril organization; plant-type cell wall cellulose biosynthetic process.
ACCUCUCAAAAUCUCUCCCGCCACCUUUUCCUUUUCAUCAUUCCUCGCAAAAGAUUUGCUUCAAGAUGCAGAAAACUUUUUUAAAAAUUAAUGUGCCAAAAGAGAGAGACAAGGAGAAAGAUGAAAAUAUCCCAUGAAAUAUUAACAACCAGUUGUCUCCUUUGAGUUCUUGCCAGGAGCUUGGAACUUCAGUGAAAUUCUGGCAAAUGGAAUUUGAUCAAUCGACGACAACAUCUCACAAAUUCCUCUCCAUUUCUCCAAGUUAUUGCCAACGUCGGAAAUGCUGCUCAUUUCUACAACUGAAGUUCAUAUGUGGUCUAGUUGUUCUAUUUCUCAUUAUGCUUCCCAAUACCGCUGCAUAUGAUCCACUGGAUCCGACUGGAAACAUAACAAUAAAAUGGGAUGUAGUCUCUUGGACCGCAGAUGGCUACGUGGCAGCAGUGACGAUGAGCAACUUCCAAAUGUAUCGUAGCAUCAUGAGCCCCGGCUGGACUCUAGGAUGGCAAUGGGCUAAGAAAGAAGUGAUAUGGUCCAUGGUAGGAGCUCAAACCACAGAGCAAGGAGACUGUUCCAAGUUCAAAGGAAACGUUCCUCACUGUUGUAAGAAGAAUCCUAUAGUGGUUGAUUUGCUCCCUGGAGUUCCUUACAACCAGCAGUUCUCCAAUUGUUGUAAAGGCGGCGUGGUGUCUGCUUGGGGACAAGAUCCUAUAGGUUCAGUGUCGGCCUUUCAGGUGAGUGUUGGAGUCGCAGGAACUUCGAAUAAGACAGUAAAACUACCCACAAAUUUUUCUUUGCUUGGUCCGGGGCCAGGGUACACUUGUGGCCCUGCAAAGGUUGUGCCCUCCACAGUCUACUUCACACCUGAUCAUAGGCGAAAGACUCAGGCAUUGAUGACAUGGAAUGUGACAUGCACUUAUUCACAAUUUCUUGCCGCAAGGAACCCAAGCUGUUGUGUUUCAUUCUCAUCUUUCUAUAAUGAGACAAUCACUCCUUGCCCAUCCUGCGCUUGCGGUUGCCAGAAUAAAAACAACUGUAUUAGGAGUAAUUCGAAGGAGGCACACCGCGCAGGAAUAAACACUAGGAGGAAAGACAAUACACCAUUGCUGCAAUGCACACAUCACAUGUGCCCUAUAAGAGUGCAUUGGCAUGUGAAGCUCAACUACAAGGACUACUGGCGUGUGAAGAUUGCCAUCACUAAUUUUAAUUACCGGAUGAACUACACACAGUGGACGCUUGUUGCACAGCAUCCCAAUCUCAAUGCCGUCACCCAAGUCUUUAGUUUUGAUUACAAGCCUCUUGUGCCCUACGAAGCCAUAAAUGAUACCGGCAUGUUUUAUGGUAUGAAAUACUACAAUGACCUAUUGAUGGAAGCAGGGCCCCAAGGAAAUGUCCAGUCUGAGGUGCUCCUUAGGAAAAACAAGGACACAUUUACCUUCAAGCAGGGUUGGGCAUUUCCUCGCAAAGUCUACUUUAAUGGGGAUGAAUGCUUGCUGCCUCCUCCUGAUACAUACCCCUUCCUACCAAACUCUGCCCAUGUAAAUCCAAUUGCCAUAUUGACAAUGGCAUUCUCAGCACUCCUGUUUAUGUUUAACAUGUAGAGAUCAUCUGGAGAGAAGAAGAUUUUCAGAAAGUAUUGCAGAUAAAGAAGAGUGGUUUGUUUGCAUUGGACCUUCAUUCAUUACAGGUAUAAGUCAUAACUCAUUUCUAGAAACUUGCGGAUCUGGUCAGCGCGGGAUGAUUUGUGAUAGUUGUGAAAAAAUAAACUAAAUUUCACAUGAUCCAGAAAUUCCCCACUUUUGAGCUGCAUCAGUAUUGCAUCAUGGUGUAAAUUGAAUUGUCUCACUUUCUCUGUCUCUCGUGCAAGCUUAAAUGUCAUUUAUUAAUCUAUUAGCCUUUAUCUCUCCUGCAUUUUACAUAGUAUUCGGGAUGUAAAAUAGUUUUAUAUGGCUAAGUGCAAUAGAAACAUAACAAACCAUAUAUCAACUAUAAUUUCUUUUGAUGUUCGUCAAUACAAUGCUACAAACUUGUUUGUGGAUA